AUCAGUGUGUUUCCUGCUACGCGCGCGUUUCCGCUAUUUCGUUUAUUGUUUACGAAACGGUUUGACGUUUCUGUUGCAUAUCCUAUUAAGGAUUAGCACUCCUGUGCUAUCAUUUAUUACAUUUUUCUUAACAUGUUUCGUGCAGCUGGGUUUUACAUUUUUUAUAGCGUAACAGAACAAGGCGACUGAUCCUAGGAAAACUCGCACGUUUUAGAAACGUCUGCUAGCCAUGCCGUUGCUGCUCGGGGCCACUGGAGUCGGAAAGACGCUGCUAUUGAAAAGACUGCAGAAGAUAAGCGCGCAGGACAGCGGCGCGGAGCUCGGGAAUCCACCGGCUACGUUACCGACAGUGGGCACAAAUCUGACGGACAUUGUCGUUGAUAAGAAGAAGGUUACACUGAGAGAAAUGGGGGGCUGCAUGGCACCAAUAUGGCCCAGUUAUUAUGAAGACUUCGACUCUGUUAUUUUUGUGAUCGAUGCUGCAAACCCCUUCCAGAUCUCCUCAUCCUGCAUUCAGCUACUGGAAGUCCUCUCUGCGCCAGCUCUUGAAUCGGCCACAGUCUUGAUUCUCUUUAAUAAAAUUGACCUGCCCUGCCCCGUGUCUCUGCUGGAAAUGAAAUCUUUGUUUCGACUGGACAGCAUCAUCUCCUGUGCCAAGCAAUCAAUCACGGUGCUGGAAAUGAGCGCCCGGAGCGGGCAGGGACUUCAGGACGUUCUCGCUUGGCUGCAGUCCGCUCAGAGGAGGUGAAGGAACACAAAAAAGGGUCUGCAACAGCACUUUAAACGCAAUGAUGUUUUAAUGCCGUGACAGCCUACAAAUCUACACUAUUGGGCUUUUUCUUCUUAUUUUUUAUUUAAUUGUUAUUUU
Messenger RNA from Polypterus senegalus (gray bichir), 868 nucleotides. RefSeq names its product ADP-ribosylation factor-like 16 (gene arl16). Lineage: Eukaryota; Metazoa; Chordata; Cladistia; Polypteriformes; Polypteridae. The transcript has 5 exons. Gene Ontology annotation, molecular function: GTP binding; GTPase activity. The coding region runs from base 230 to 748 and encodes 172 amino acids. The record is from RefSeq and is a predicted model, not a curated record.